AUGUCUUCCUUAAUCCUACCUGAAUUCAAAGGCUCGACCGUGGACGUGUCGAUAAUUCAUGCUGGGCAAAUAACUGUGCCCGCGGUUUACAUCUUGCAAUCUCCUAUCCCAGGACAUGACUUGCUAGAUAUUCCUUGCUACAGCUUCCUGAUCGAGAAUAAGAGGCGCAAGAAGGUCCUUUUUGACCUUGGUCCCAGAAAGGAUUGGAGGGAGAAGCUACCACCAACUAGCCAAAUCGAAUCUGCUAGGGCAGUUGUGAAGAUUGAACAAGAUGUUGCUGAUCAACUUUCCAAGGCCAAAAUUCCCCUGGAAUCAAUCAACACUAUCAUCUGGUCCCACCACCACAUGGACCAUACUGGAGACCCAUCCCUGUUCCCUCCAUCCACAGAGCUAGUCGUUGGCCCUGGAUUUAAGCUAGACAAAACGACAUCUCUAGGCUAUCCUAUGAAUGCGGACGCUCUGGUGAAUGAUGAUGCCUUCCUUGGGCGCAACUUGGUGGAGCUGGAUUUCAGUGGUGCCGUAAACAUUGGAGGCUUUCUGGCUAUCGACUUUUUCAAAGAUGGUAGCCUGUAUCUACUGAGGUCGAAUGGACACAGUGAGUAUCUUUAUACCGUGAUGACAGGAAUUACUAACACUUUCAAAAUAGCCAAUAAUCACAUCAGUGCUCUGGCCCGUACUUCGGAGAACCACUUCAUCCUUCUUGGGGGUGAUGUCGCUCAUCACCCAGGUGAAUACCGCCCAACAGAACACCUCCCACUUCCAAUAGAGAUCAGACCGUCGCCGCUUGACAAGGUUACCUGCUCAGCAUCUGCAUGCCCCUCUUAUAUCUUCGAAAAUAUAUCCCCUACGACAGCGAAAGCGAAAGGCAAAAAGACGAAAGUCACCCCGUUCUAUGAGCUGAAUGCCGCACUCAAUGAAGACUUAGAAAGUGCUGAGGCCUCGCUCGAUAAAAUGACUGUGUUCGACGGCUCGGCCAACGUCUUGAUAAUCAUUGCGCAUGAUGCGAGUCUUCUGGAUAUCUUACCCUUCUUCCCAAAGAAGAUUACCGACUGGAACGUGGAGGGAUACAAGGAAGCCGGGGCUUGGCGAUUCCUGAAGGACUUUAGCGGGGCAAUUAGUCGAUCUAUGUAG
Molecule: messenger RNA, 1131 nt
Organism: Aspergillus oryzae RIB40
Lineage: Eukaryota; Fungi; Ascomycota; Eurotiomycetes; Eurotiales; Aspergillaceae
Product: MBL fold metallo-hydrolase
Exons: 2
Coding region: 1-1131 (376 amino acids)
Source: RefSeq, a predicted model, not a curated record